Annulohypoxylon maeteangense is the source of this 1779-nucleotide messenger RNA. Its product is annotated as AB-hydrolase YheT. The transcript has 5 exons. Gene Ontology annotation, biological process: medium-chain fatty acid catabolic process; medium-chain fatty acid biosynthetic process. NCBI's taxonomy places the organism in Eukaryota, Fungi, Ascomycota, Sordariomycetes, Xylariales, Hypoxylaceae. The record is from RefSeq and is a predicted model, not a curated record. The coding region runs from base 193 to 1476 and encodes 427 amino acids. Gene Ontology annotation, molecular function: acetylesterase activity; monoacylglycerol lipase activity.
AAGUCGUUGUUGCUUCCUUUCGGUAUUUUUUUAUAAAAUUUUUAUAGAUUUCAGCGCUUUCAAUUAACGAUUUUAUAGAUUUUCUUAUAAUCAAUUCAAGCGUAAUUGUGCUUUGUUUUCUAUUUAUAGCCAUCCUUAAACAGCUAAUCUUUAACAAAAGUAAAAUUACUAGGUAGACCGCCAGUCGUUCUAAUGGAGUGGUUAGGACGAGCCACCAUCGACUUCACAACUCACCCAAAAUCUCUAAGCCUACAGGAUAAAAAUGGCGAAGAAACAAACUUACUCAAGAUAUGUCAAUCGGCUGUUCCGCCGUGCCAGCUGAAUCCACUGCUGUUCAACGGACAUGCGCAGACGAUGUGGACGGCCGCGAAGGGUCACGGUCCGCAGCUGAGGUAUAAGCGGCGCAUUUUUAAGGCUGAUCACACCGAGUUCGAUGGCCAAUAUGCCGUAGACUUUGCUGUCACUGAUCCCACCCAGAAAGAGGACGCCGAUGCAUCUCUACCCCCGCGAACAGCCUAUUUCUCCGAGACCGAGCUCGAGGCUAUGGGCUCUGAUGAUGACAGGCCUAUGCUCGUAAUCCUGCAUGGAUUGUCGGGAGGCUCGCACGAGGUUUAUCUCCGGCACGCGAUUGCGCCGUUAAUCGACAGUGGUAAAUGGGAAGCUUGCGUUGUUAUCUCGAGGGGUUGCGCAAAUACUAAGAUCACUACGGGACUUUUGUAUAACGCGCGUGCCACUUGGGACGUUAGACAAACUGUCAAGUGGCUUAAGAAGACGUAUCCGAACCGGCCAUUAUUUGGACUAGGCUUCUCUCUAGGUGCUUGCAUCAUGACAAAUUACCUCGGCGAGGAGGGUUCUGCCACUCCGCUCAAAGCAGCAGUUGUGGUUGCAAACCCUUGGGCUCUUCAUAUAUCCUCGAAGGUGUUACAGAGCACAUUAAUAGGACAUCACGUCUACCAACGAGUUCUAGGCAAUUCUAUGAGAGCCCUGGCAAUGAAGCACAAGGAUGAGCUUGAGAAGUACACCAACAUAGAUACGACAACUCUGUUCAGUCAUACGUUUUUAUACGAGUUUGACAGGGCCUAUCAAUGUCCCACAUGGGGAUAUCCGACAGAGGAUGCUUAUUACAGAGAUGCAUCUAGCUCCGAUUCGUUAUUGGCUGUGCGCAUUCCGCUCCUUGCUAUCAACGCUGUAGAUGACCCUAUCGCCUCGAACUUAAGUAUCCCAUAUGCCGAGGCCUCAACCAACCCGUACACGGUCCUCUGUACUACGUCACUUGGUGGCCAUCUAGGCUGGUUUGAGAUCGGUGGAGGGCGAUGGCAUGGGAAACCUAUCUGCAACUUCCUUAACCGUAUGGCAUUUGAGGUAGACUUCACAAGUUUGAAGUCCGAGGUUAACGGAAACCGAGCUUCAGGCAAUCCCACUUAUGGUACUGAUUUCGAUCCUCUAAGACGAAAGAUGUAUGUAUUAAAUGAAUAAGCCAGAGUGAGAUUCAGAACAUGUCAUAUAGAAAGCGACCUAGAUUUGUGUAUGAUUCAUAAUUGGGUAUCUAGAUAUAUAGAAUGGAAUCGGCGUUCCGGGUAGCGAAGAGAACUUGUAAAGAUCAUCUCAGAUACUACUUACUAGCGCUAUUCAGACUCAACUUUAUGCGCCAGUUGAUGAAUUCGUCGGUGAGAAUUCUUCCAUGCCCAACUUCUUCAACUUUGAAUACUUCAAUUACGCCUGAACGGGCGUCUCUCCUUAUUUUCCAGACACCUUCAUCAUUGAUGGUAUUUUUUAGCC